This is a messenger RNA of Exophiala mesophila, 1432 nucleotides long. RefSeq lists its product as uncharacterized. Gene Ontology annotation, biological process: protein phosphorylation. NCBI's taxonomy places the organism in Eukaryota, Fungi, Ascomycota, Eurotiomycetes, Chaetothyriales, Herpotrichiellaceae. The transcript has 2 exons. The record is from RefSeq and is a predicted model, not a curated record. Gene Ontology annotation, molecular function: ATP binding; protein kinase activity. Bases 80 to 1000 code for a protein of 306 amino acids.
CAAAUUUCCUGCACUAUCACAAUAGUGUCGACACGUCCCAACUUCGGUGUCCACUAAAUGAAAGACCUACCAUCAAAACAUGGACAUCAAUUACAGUAACCCAAAAUCACAAGGAGUCAUCAUACAACUAUGUGCACAGGCACGCGAGAAUAGAGUUAACGUUAUAAGUCCUUCUAAUGCCAUCAACCUUGUGGUCAGGUUGACAAACACACUUGCCGUUAAAUUCGGAAUUGGUGUCACGGCAGCCGAAGCUGAUGCAUUGAAAUUCGCAUCCCAAAGACUCGAUCCAGCAGUUGUCAAAGUACCAUCUGUUGUACAAUUCUUCACGAGGCCUUCAGAUGAGCUGUGGACGACUGGGUAUCUUGUAAUGGAUUUUAUCGAAGGAACCACACUCGAUCAGCUGCCUCUGGAUGACUAUCUACAGCUGACAGACCGGAUCACGCAAGUUAUUCAACACAUUCACAGCUUUCGCAGCAGUCGUCCUGGCCCACUCGAUGGCAGUCCUUCUCGAGGCUUGCUAUGGUCUGAGUAUAACUCGGGACAGAGUUUUAACUCGCGCAAAGAUCUACAGAAGUAUCUAGAUACGAGGCUAGCACAUCUCCAGGGAGAGGUCACCAUAGAUGUGUCGGAUAUGGCUUUAUCCUUGUGUCAUCUAGAUAUCGCUCCAAGGAACAUCAUCCUGAGCACAGAUCGCUCGAUUUAUCUUUUGGACUGGGGUUGCGCAGGCUUUUACCCUCCUGUCUUCGAAACAUGGGCCAUUCAGUUGGAGGCCUUUGUCCGGGGGCACCCAUUCAUGAAGGCUCUGGGGUCAGAAUUGUUCAGUCGUUCUUCUUUCCUUGAAAUGGCGCAAGUUGAGGCGCUUAUGCAUGUGUACAGGGCAAACCAGUCGAUCGCCUUCCCUAAUCCUAAUGUGCAGAGAGAGAUGGAAUACUUUAUGCGAGCAGCGCUGGGUGAUGCGUGGAACAAAACAGACCAAGAACUUGUGGGCGAAUCCUCCUAAUUCCUAGAUGGCCAGGAUGCGAAUGUGAUAGGUAGGAGAAAGGCGGAGGGGGUGGACAGAUCCGCAGUAGAGGAUUCAAGACACCAACGUCCCCGGACCAUGUCCAAUUUGUACGGGCGAAACCACUUCGAAUUCUUCAAGUGGUUCAGGUUGAUUGACGCCGCCAAGUACCCCAGCCCACAUCAACACAGCGCGUGCGAGCAUAAUUGCUUGCAGACUCGUUCAGUCGUUCAAACUCGCUAAUAUGGAAUCAGCCAACAUGGGAAUUGAAUAAUAUGUCACAUCAACUUUCGGGGCAGUUUUGCAAUGCAUGUCGAGGAUGAUGUGCAUCUUUGGGGUUUCAUUCGGCCCCAUCAAAUGAGAAUAAUUAUCGUCGGUGGGAGGUUGAAGUAGUCGAAAUAUUGGGCAAUUAUAGAUGCUUCUUCGAGCAAA